Messenger RNA from Caenorhabditis auriculariae, 510 nucleotides. NCBI's taxonomy places the organism in Eukaryota, Metazoa, Nematoda, Chromadorea, Rhabditida, Rhabditidae. The record is from the annotation of a GenBank genome assembly.
AUGGUUAUAAAUGAGUUGAGUGUGAUUGAGUUGACUCGGCCAGGGUUACACUCAACGAUUGGCCUCUCCGCUCCUUCAUCGAUCCGUCGGUUCAAAUCGGCCGCUUUUUACCAUUUUACGCUCGAAUCUUUUGUUGUAUUCGAGGGCUCGUUUCUCACUGUGUAUGACCGAUUCUAUGUUUAUUUUAUUCAUUCGGCGGCGCUCGUCUCGUUGGCGCGUCUUUGCGCCUUGUUGUUCUCGCUUCUUCAUCAUCAUCUUUUUCUUCUUCUUCUUCUACGUCUUUUCGAUCUUCAACACCGUUCGCCGUCUGUUUGCUCGAGUCUCGUCUAUUAUGUUUUGGGCUUGCGCUUUGAGACGCAGAUCAGCACGGAAUCUUCUUCUCGAGAAGUUGGCCUCGACUUGUACGUACGCCGCUUCGAAAACUCUAUUUUUAGAGUUCUUCAGGCCUUUAUAGUCUGUUCAUCGCGGGGUCGGGACAAAAUACUAACAAAAGAAGUCUUCUUCGACUAG